Molecule: messenger RNA, 1105 nt
Organism: Malania oleifera
Lineage: Eukaryota; Viridiplantae; Streptophyta; Magnoliopsida; Santalales; Ximeniaceae
Exons: 8
Coding region: 22-831 (269 amino acids)
Source: RefSeq, a predicted model, not a curated record
UCUUCCGAACAUAGUUAUUAUAUGUGUGCGCUUCUCGCUGCCUUGUCAGUCUUCAUACCUUCCCCUGCUGCAUCGUUCGAGCUCAGAGGUGUUAUAUUUUUGGGGAUGGAGAGCGAGGAGAAGAGAGUGAAGAGGGCACGUGUGCUGGAAGCCCGGGCUAGAAACAUUAGUCACAAUGUUCGUUGCACCGAGUGUGGGAGUCAAUCUAUCGAGGAUUCGCAAGCAGAUAUUGCUAUUCUUCUCAGGAAGUUGAUUCACAAUGAAAUUCAGGCUGGCAAAACUGACAAGGAGAUCUUUAAAAAGCUUGAGGAUGAUUAUGGUGAGACAGUGCUUUAUGCCCCACGAUUUGACAUGCAGACAGCGGUGCUGUGGUUAUCACCGGUUAUAGUUGGAGGUAUUGCAGGAGGAGUAUGGGCUUACAGCAAGCACAGGCAAAAUACUAAUGUGCACAUAAUGGCUCUGAACCUUGUUAGAGGUACAAGUGCUGAUAUUAUGAAGGUUGGUGGAUACAAGUUAUCUGCUUUAGAAAUUGAAGCAACUCUUUUAGAGCAUCCUGCUGUGUCGGAGUGCUGUGUCUUGGGCUUACCGGACAAGGACUAUGGUGAAGCUGUUUCUGCAAUAAUUGUGCCAGAACUUAAUGUAAAGGAGAGACGAGCACAAGAGUUGAAGCCUGCUAUAAGUUUGGUAGAACUUUGCACUUGGGCUAAAGAUAAACUUGCCCCUUACAAGCUACCAACUCAAUUGUUCCUGUGGGACGCACUGCCUCGGAAUGCUAUGGGAAAGGUCAAUAAAAAGGAGUUGAAGAAAAAGCUUGCUGCUGGAGGGCAUUGACUUGCUUUUGCAAGAAUGUCCAUACUUUAAUAACUUGGAAAUGUGUCUCUUCUUCUAGCACUCUUCAAUUGUGCCAUUGUGCCAUUUUUUGUUGUUAAAUCUCGUAAGACAGUUCAAACUAUCUUAAGCCAGAUAUUAGUUUAGCUGGAAGGAAAUCAAACAUUUAAAUUGUGGGGGAGGAUCCUGAAAGUUGAAUUGUAUAUCUUAGAUGUGUCGAAUAUUUAAUCCCUUUUCCAUUGUGAACAUUUGAAUAAAACAUGGCUUAAGACGUAAA